Molecule: messenger RNA, 1407 nt
Organism: Raphanus sativus (radish)
Lineage: Eukaryota; Viridiplantae; Streptophyta; Magnoliopsida; Brassicales; Brassicaceae
Product: polyadenylate-binding protein-interacting protein 10
Exons: 10
Coding region: 119-1126 (335 amino acids)
Molecular function (GO): RNA binding
Source: RefSeq, a predicted model, not a curated record
CUCUUCUCUCUCUUUGUGUUCUCGAUUCUGUUUCUCAGUUUGGUUUUAAUUUUGAUGCAGAAAUCGGCAAAAAGCUCCGAACUCUGUAUUCUGAUCCUUGUGGUCCGAUCAUAUAACCAUGGCCGUCGCUAGUGUCAAAGUUGACUCUUCUGCUCAGAAUUUAGACAACAACACUGCUUCUUCAGCAGCCGACACGAAGCCGCCGCCUUCAUGUCCUGAUGAUGAUGAUCAGAGCCCUAACUCUCUCGACUCAUCGGAUCCUCCGACUCCAGAUUCCGACGAUCGGACCAAUGGGACUCCCCAAAAGGGUACCAAAACUCCAAAUGGAGGGAGUCUGAAGAGUGAGAUCAAAGAUUUGUCUGAUGCGUUCUCUAAGCUUAACCCGUUGGCUAAGGAGUUUGUUCCUCCUUCACUUGCUCGAGCCCAAUCUGGAAAUGGAUUACGGUUUACUAACAACAAUUUUGCAGAUGGGAGUUAUCAUCUUUCUACAAGGAGAAGGAGUUUUGGCCAAGGGAAGAGAAGAAUGAAUAAAAGAACCAGCUUGGCUCAGAAGGAUGAUGUCAUCAGGAGAACUGUAUAUGUCUCUGACAUUGAUCAACAGGUUACCGAGGAGAACCUCGCAGGUGUCUUUGUUAACUGUGGACAGGUAGUUGAUUGUCGUGUCUGCGGUGAUCCAAAGUCUGUCCUUCGUUUUGCAUUCGUUGAGUUCACCAAUGAAGAGGGAGCUAGGGCUGCUUUGAGCAUGUCAGGAACAGUACUUGGUUUUUACCCUCUUAAAGUGCUUCCUUCCAAAACCGCUAUCGCCCCUGUUAACCCCACUUUCCUUCCCCGGUCUGAGGAUGAGCGUGAGAUGUGCGUGAGGACUGUUUACUGUACCAACAUUGACAAGCGGGUUAGUCAAACUGACUUGAAAGGCUUCUUUGAAAUGCUUUGCGGAGAGGUUCAUCGUCUGAGGCUUGGAGACUAUCACCACCAAACCCGCUUCGCUUUUGUUGAGUUUUCCAUGGCGGAGAGUGCAAUUGCUGCUCUUAACUACAGUGGUAUUGUAUUGGGAGCACUCCCAAUAAGGGUAAGCCCAUCAAAGACACCAGUAAGGCCGCACCUUCCCCGCCCUGAGUUCAAAUGAAAUGAUGGCAAAGCUGUUGCUGGAGAUCCUAUAAGAAUAUUUAUAGAAAAGGAGAGAGAGAGAAAGCAUGAAGAAGAAGGUACUUGAGGCGUUUUAUUUUAAGUUUGUUACACAGUCAGAGCCUGCCCGGUAUCUUUGAACAACUUUUAAGAACUUUGAUAUUUCUCCUCUUUUCUAUAGAGUCUGCCAAAAACAAAUACUGUUUCCUUUUUCUUUUGUUAUUGUUAUUGUUAAGAACUUUGAUAUUUUUAAUGAGACAGUUGGAGCAGUUCACUGUUUUA